AUGAAGUUAUUGAUCAUUGCACUGGUCUGUAUCCAACUCUCUGAGUGUUUCCACAAGUAAGUCAUUAAAAUGCCUUUGCACAGAGGUAAAUCUGUGCGCGAGAUCCUGAAAGAGCGUGGGGAGCUGAAAAAGUUCUUAGAAACUCACAAAUAUGAUCCCGCCUUGAAGUACCGGCAUCUCUUCCCCGGAUACGAGUCAGAAGUUGCAGAUGAGCCGCUCCUGAAUUUCAUAAACAACUUCUACUAUGGAUCCAUUACAAUUGGUACCCCACCUAGGAGUUUCGAGGUUCUGUUUGACACUGGCUCUUCUAACCUUUGGGUCCCAUCCAUCUACUGUGACAGCGCAGCAUGCAGCCACCAUAAGAGAUAUAAUCCAAAUCUAUCCUCAACAUUCAAAACAAAUGGACAGCGCUUCAGCAUAGCUUAUGGUUCUGGUAGUUUAACUGGAUAUUUUGGAUAUGACACUGUUAACGUUGCAGGCAUUUCUAUUCCAAAUCAGGAAUUUGGUCUCAGUCUGUCUGAACCCGGGACUGCCUUUGAGUAUUCCAAAUUUGGUGGAAUCCUUGGUCUUGCAUACCCAGGACUUUCAGCAGGGGGUGCCACAACAGUGUUCGAUAGCAUGAUGCAUGAUAAUCUGGUGUCAUCACCGAUGUUUUCUGUAUACCUGGGCAGGGAAUCGAGUAGUCAAAUAGGUGGUGAAGUGACAUUUGGAGGAGUUGACGAUACGUUGUAUACUGGUGAAAUUGUCUGGGUCCCUGUUCUUCAAGAGCUGUACUGGCUUAUCCCUAUGCAAGGUGUGCUUCUGGAUGGCCAGCCUACCUUCUGUACCCAAGGAUGCCAAGCUAUGGUUGACACUGGUACUUCCUUGCUCACUGCACCAAGUCAGGAAUUAGAACAACUGCUGCAAAAGAUUGGCGCCUAUCAGGAUGAGUACGGUGAGUACGCGGUCAACUGUGAUACUGUAGGAAACCUGCCUUCCUUGACCUUUGUAAUCAAUGGAGUUGAUCUCACUAUUCCAGCCUCAGCCUACAUCCAACAGAGUUAUGGUGUUUGUGCUGUUGGGUUUGAGUCCACCUACCUGCGUGCUCCUACUGAAAAUGGACCAUUUUGGAUCUUGGGUGAUGUCUUCCUGAGGGAGUUCUAUUCUAUUUACGACAGAGGGAACAACAGAAUGGGAUUUGCUAAAGCUGUCUAAGCUCUGUAACUUAUCCCUGUAACUCUGCAAGUGAC
Carcharodon carcharias (great white shark) is the source of this 1229-nucleotide messenger RNA. RefSeq names its product gastricsin-like. The transcript has 9 exons. The record is from RefSeq and is a predicted model, not a curated record. Lineage: Eukaryota; Metazoa; Chordata; Chondrichthyes; Lamniformes; Lamnidae. Gene Ontology annotation, molecular function: aspartic-type endopeptidase activity. Gene Ontology annotation, biological process: proteolysis.